AUGGCGACGGGCUGGCGUUCGGUGCUGUCUAAUUGCCCUGGUCGGCAAUUCCAAAUCAUCGCGCCGGAGUCCCGUAGUCCCAACACGCGCGUCUUUUUGGGGCGGCAGGACCUCAGCUUGAUUCGAAUGACCGCUCCGCUAUCGCCUUCCGUCCCCAUAUUCUGGGUCCUGAAAGAUUCUUGCGCUUCAGACUUUGUGAUCAACUCUUGCAUCAAGCUUCCAUGUGUUAGUCGAUUUGUUGUCGUGCCUGCAUCUACUCCUAUUUUGUGCAGCCCUGACAGGGGAACGCGUGUGGAUCUCUAA
Molecule: messenger RNA, 303 nt
Organism: Aspergillus luchuensis
Lineage: Eukaryota; Fungi; Ascomycota; Eurotiomycetes; Eurotiales; Aspergillaceae
Exons: 1
Coding region: 1-303 (100 amino acids)
Source: RefSeq, a predicted model, not a curated record